CAUGGGGUCUGGCUUUUAUCCUAGGGAAAUGAGCAAUGGCCUCAUUGGAGGGAUUUAAGCAGGAGAGUAGCGGAUCAGAUUGUUUUGUUUUGUUUGCGUUAUUUUGUCUUUUCAGAUAGGUGUUUUGACGGCUGGUGCAGAGGAUGGAUUUUGGAGAGGAUUUGGAGGCUGAAAGUGCAGCAAAACCGAUGUUGCACUAUUUGAGAGAGAGAUGGUGAAGGCGGUGUCAGUGGGAAGGAGGGGACUGAUCCGAGAGCCGUUAUGAGGUGGAUUCUCUAGGACAUGGUGACUGCUUGGAUGUGUGGGGUGGUGAGGGAUGAAAGAAAGCCUAUGGUGACUGCCACGUUUCUGGCUUGGUGACUUGGGGCGGGUGUUGGUGCCAUUCCCUGAGAUGAUGACACACCUUUGUGGGGCAGAAUGAUGAGUUCAGUUGUGGAUAGUUUGAGUUUGAGGUGCCUGUGGGAUUCCUGGAGGGAGAGGGCCAGCAAGAAGACCGAGACAGGCAGAGCAGCUGAACCAGGUCUGGAACCUUGGCCUCCUGGGUCCCAAAGCAGGGGUCCUUUGUUGUCUCCUGACUUGUUCAAGUGACUUCCUGGAAUACAUGGCCGUGGCCACCAGAUACUGCUGCUCUCUGCUCAUGUCUGUCCAUACAUUUGGACUAAGACCCCGGACUGUCCACAACUGCCUGGGGCACACCCAGCAGCACAGGAUCCAAUCCCCAGAUGUGACAUUGUGAGGGCUUCUGAGGGACAGUUCAGUUCAGUAACCCUCUAUCGGGAAAGCUCUGUGGGAGCUGCAGAGACAAGCCAGACCUGGUUGAAUCCCGCCAUCAAGGAGCCCACGUGGUGGUGAAAUACCAUGGAUGCAAAGCAGAAUGGGAUGGAUACCGAGUGAAAGAUACCAACAAAGUGCUGUGGGACGUAAAGGAAAGAGAGACUAUUCAAAGUGCACCAGGAAAGGCUGUGUGAGAGAGCUGGUGUCUAAGGUGGCUUGGAAAAAUAGUCCCAGGUCUCGCCAGAGGUCAGCAUGAGCGAGACACCAAGGUGCAGGCAGUACAGACACUGUAGCGAGGGGGUCACCAUGUGAAGGGGGUUAGUGGAACAUCGGGCUGGAGAAGUGGGGGGCUGGGUCCUGGAGGACUUGAACUCAACUGAAGAGUUAGGGCUUCAUUCUGUGGUUAAUGGGAGCCAUCGUAGGUUCUUGAGUGAGGCAUCAGCCAGGGUCUGGCCAAAGUAGGACAAGCGUGAGUGAUAUAAGGGGUCUGUUGUAGAGAACAGAGCUGUCGAUUGUGGGAGCAGUUGGAGAAGCCUGUGCAAAGCUGGGCCUCUGCACCUGGUGUCGGGCCUGAAGCUGCUCUUGGGGGGCGUGAAGGGGGAGGUGAGGACAGACCGGAGCCCGUGUCUGGGCCUCGCUGCCUUCAGGCUCAGUGACACUGGUGACCUGCAGGAGGAGCUGGCACUCUCUGGCGUGGCGCUACACUUGGCACGGGCCUCCGAGCAGCUGCAGGCAGCGUGGCAGGAGCUGGAGCAGCUGUGCUGACAGCAAGCAAGGUGCCACAUGGUGGCUACUUUAUCAUCCUGAGUCCCAGAGGGAUGAAGGCGAUGGUGCAGAGCACAUCCCCCAGCCAACCUCUGAUGGACCUGCAGCGGGGCUCUGUUCCAGGUCAUCAUCCUCAGAGACCCUGGCUCCACCACCUGGGACAUCACCAGAACACACCAGAGCAUCUCACACCAGAAGUUAAGUGCUCCGACCCAGAAGUGACUUGUAUCCCAAAUGCCCACAACGCACUGGCCUGUGUAGUCCUACCACAUGCUCAGCUGGAAGAGGACCAGAAACGUUGCAGAGCACUUGGGAAGGUGAGGGGCAUAACAAGAAGAAGCUCCUGUUACAAUUUCCCGGAAAUGCCUGGCUCUGGGAUUCCUGCUUCACAUUCCUCGCUGUGUUAGCAAAGCAGGACCUGCCCGGAAGGGAAGAGGAAGCACAUGCAGAAGGGGGCUUAUGGAGUGUGGAUUUCCGGAGUUAGAGGCCUCUCACUGUUGUGGUCUUUCCCGUUGCGGAGCACAGGCUCCGGACGCGUAGGCUCAGCGGCCGUGGCUCACAGGCCGAGCCGCUCCACGACACGUGGUAUUCUUCCCCCACCAGGACACGAACCUAUAUCUCCUGCAUCGGCAGGCGGACUCUCAACCACUGCGCCACCAGCCCACAGGAGCUGAGAAAACAAAGUCCAGUGACUGUGAGGGCUGAGCAGAGGCUGCCGAAGGGGAGGAAGCAGCGAGGAGCCACCGAGCGGAGGCCGCUGUCAACUCCCAGAUGCUGGGCCUCCUGGGGAGCACGACCCUCGUGGGCUUGAUCAUAGGCGCUGCUGUGGCUCUGCUGUUGCUGCUGCUGCUGCUGGCCGCCUGCUUGUACUGCAGACAGGAGGAGACUGACGUGGAGAGGAACCACCCUGCUGCAAGGAGAAACCGAGUCCGGUGGGCCCAGCCUCCGAUCUCCUCAGGCCGGGGCCACCUGGGACGCUUGCACCAUAUCCGUUAUUCUGGCCGUGUGCCUCACAUGCCCCAUGCGACUCUCCAUCACCACCAUCACCUCGCCCACCACCAUGCCCACCACGCCCACCAGGCCCAGUGAGGCCGCCGCUGAUGCCUGGAUGGCAGCCUGCCCCACCAUCACCAGGAUGCGGGGACCCCGAGGUUCCCGUGCCGAAGGGCACCUCUCGGCGGUGAACGUCGGGACCUGCCUGGGCUUCAUUCGCCUACUGUGCCCCGUGUGCUACGGAGGCGGAGGACUGAAGAGCUCCAGGGGUGGCCCUGACGGGGCUGAGAGCAGGGGUGGUGGUGGUCCUUCGGGGGCGGACACCACCUUGUGACUGUAAGUCCCAACGGGCACCAGAAGUGACGGCCAGUCUGGUGCAGGUGCACAGGGGUGUGGGGAUGCACAGAAGGUGUACCCUGCUCUCUCCAAACAACCAGGCCUCUGGCCAGGGCGGUAGCUGGGAGGUGCCCUGGUAACGCCCUUUCAUUUGCAGAACGUAGCUUGAGGCUGCACAAUCAAGUCAAUGGUGCCUUAAUACAAGAAAAUAAAAACCACUAAGAAGC
This is a messenger RNA of Globicephala melas (long-finned pilot whale), 3095 nucleotides long. RefSeq names its product histidine rich carboxyl terminus 1 (gene HRCT1). NCBI's taxonomy places the organism in Eukaryota, Metazoa, Chordata, Mammalia, Artiodactyla, Delphinidae. The record is from RefSeq and is a predicted model, not a curated record.